Molecule: messenger RNA, 1052 nt
Organism: Setaria italica (foxtail millet)
Lineage: Eukaryota; Viridiplantae; Streptophyta; Magnoliopsida; Poales; Poaceae
Exons: 1
Coding region: 116-751 (211 amino acids)
Source: RefSeq, a predicted model, not a curated record
GCCUUCGCAUCCCCCUCCCCUGCCCAUUUGAAUGUGAGAAAGAGAGGGAAACCGCCCACCCAAGCCAAAGCCGGCGACCGGCGAAUACCCCCAACUAUCCGCCGCCGGCCCGGCCAUGCCGAGAUCCUCCUCCACGUCCACCCCCGGCUCCGGCGACAAGCCGACGCUGGGCAGGGCGAUGGCCACCAUCCUGGCGCUGCCGCUGACCCCGAUCUCCAAGGCCAAGGGCGGCCUGCUCCUCUUCAAGAAGCGCGCCUCCGCCGCCGCCAGGCGCCGCUGCUCCUACAAGCCGUUCCGCCACUACAACUACGCGUACGUGGGGGAGUACCAGUUCUCCCCCUCACGCUCGCCGCUCCUCCCGGGCCCGCCCCCAGGCGUCACAGCCUGGCGGAGGGCCGCCGCCAAGAAGCGCCGGAGCAGGGCCAGGAUGAUCCUCGCCUCGCUCUUCUGCGGCGGCGACGAGGUCGACGUCGCCGUGCUCGACGGACUGGCCCGUCGAGCCGACAGCGGCGACGUGCGAUCGGAUAGGGAGCAGCUCGUGCUCGCCCCGGCUCUGGAGUGGGGGCGCGAGCGCGGCGACGACGACGACGACGAUGCGUACAACUACGACGAUGAGGAGCAGGAGCAGGAGGUGGAUUACGGGGAAGACGGGGACGAGGAGGUCGACGGCCGCGCCGAGCGCUUCAUCGAGCGGUUCUACGCCGAGAUGAGGCUGCAGAGGCAGAGGUCUCUGGUCCAGCGCCUCCUCUAGACGACCCCCUCGUUUUCAUCGAUAGCUGCUACUUCCUUCUCCAUCGGGUAGAAUCAAUUGAUCGUCGCGGCUAUCUUAGCUGCAGUUCGGUUAAUCUCUUCGUUUCGUGGAUCGUUCUUGUUACCGUUGUUUUGUCAGGUGUGAGUUGUUGUUGGAGUCGUCUGGGGGGAGAGAUUCGUCUCCCCUGCUGUAGUUUUACUUUCACCUGUAAUCCAUGUGUUGUAAUUUUCGUUUCUGUAGUGUUUUUGAGUUUGUACAAUUACAAAACAAGCGUUCUAGUAUCUGUUUUGGUUCGCACGAA